Messenger RNA from Porites lobata, 6944 nucleotides. Lineage: Eukaryota; Metazoa; Cnidaria; Anthozoa; Scleractinia; Poritidae. The record is from the annotation of a GenBank genome assembly.
AUGGCCUUUAGUGCUUCAUCAUCAUCUACAUUGGAACGUUCUUCAACUCAUUAUAAGGACGGUACACAUUCUAUGAAGUGGACAUGGACUAGUGGCAAGGAAUUCACACAUAAAAGCUUAAAAGCUGCCUCAAAGAAAGGUUUAAAGCGUUCCAAUUAUCUGCAGCAAAGUUUAAUAUAGUCCAAGGUCCCACUUUCUAGAAACGGAAGAUUUACUGAUAUUAUGCUUAGAUCUAGUAUUAACAGCUAAGUCAAUAGUCUCAGAUAAGAAGAUACUUGAAAAAAAGCUAGUGACAUCAUAGGAGACUAAAAACAUAUCACUAAAGUAAAGUAAAGUGUAGGGUUAAGUCUUUUUGAGCGCCUUCCAAAAUUUCUUUUCAUUUCCUUGACUUUCUUGAAUGCUGAGGGAAUUAGGGACAAAUCUGCUGUAAUGGAUUUGACUACUUCGAAAAUCAAUCAUUUUCCAAAGGGAGGGUGCUGUUGUAAGUUGUGUCCAAAAUAUUUAUUUAUAUAUUUAGUUCUAAGAAUUUUUUUGGCCGAUAACACAAAGUAGUGUUCGAAAUGUAUGAUAGAUAGAAUAAAAACUAUCUUCUAUUGAAAUCUUUCUAGGGCUGGCGUGCCGGGUGGGUUAGUUACGAUGAAGGUCUUUUGAAUGGUCGAGCUGACAUGACCACUAUGAAGAUAACUGCUCCAACAACUUCAGAGACCGCUCAUCCAUUGUACUUUGAUCUUAUUCGCCUGGUCGAAAAAUUAUCUAGGCAGUCACGUGACAUAGUCGUUGCAACACUCGACCCAAACCUGUACAAUCCAAAUAAUUUCUGGCAGCAAACGUACCGAUGGAGUCAGGUUAGUUUUGUUUAUUUAGCCUUUCUUUGGUUUAAGUUUUGUUAACUUGUCAUUCUAUCUACCCUACAAGCAAAUGUUCUGCUCAGAAAAUCAAGAGAGGGCUGCGAUAAAGAAAACAAGAGCUCAACCAAGGCGUUCAAAACUACCUUUUCUUUUCAAUUUUUCAAUGCUCUUGAAAUUAAAUUUGAUUUAAAAAUACACUUCUGAAUAUGAGUUUAUCCAAGAGAACGAGAAUAAGAUUUCAUGACGAGAAUAGAGAGAGCCUGGCCGCUAGAGAGGAGUGGCCUGUAAGUGAGCAUGGUUUCUUAUCAAGCCAUUUGCAUAUUAACACGAAACAUUUUGUGUCACAAGGCAACUCCAACAACUAUAGACACUACCAUGACUCCAAGUAUGGAAAAAUUGUCUGACCUGACCUUGAUCGAGAAGAGAUUGGACAACUGGUUCCUGAAGCAGUCACAGACUUCAACUCAAUUUACAGGAAACGUAAAGAAACGAUGGGAUUCGCUUCAAGGCGACGUGAACGAUGCACUCACAAAGUUUGCUUCACUGAAUGUUGCCAAAAGUACUUCAAGUAACAUCAUCACAGGUGAAAAAAGGCUCAACCAAAAGAUUUCUAUAAAGAAUCGAUUAAGUACAAACAUGGUAAAUAUUUCAGUAAAUAGGAUGAGGUCGUUAAACCGAAAUCUGUGAAAGAUACUUUCAUAUAUCCAUCUUCAAAGAUUUUUAAAUGUUUUACGAUUAAAAUUAAGUUAACAAAAUUGAAUAACUAAACAACAAAUGUCCUGGGCUUUAAGAAAAGAAGAUUAGAUAACUAUGCUAACGAAGGAAUACUUAGCACACAACCUCAUUUUCCAAAAAAAGGACGACAAAAUCACACACCCAAUUUAAUCAGUAUAUAAAAGGAUGUGUAUCAUUCCUUUAAGUGUAUUGUUUUGAUGUAUUUCACCCUGUAGGUGCCCCACUCUAUUGUGACAGGUCGGAAUUUUCCGCCGAAAAAUUUGGUUAUGUCGUGGAAGAAGUUCUUCUUCCGCUGGCACUGGAUUAUCACGUGAGAUCACGAACCAAUGAGGUGGAUGCUGUAGCCUCUGCAGAGGUGACUAAUCUGAAUGGAGAUACCAGUGUUUUUAACGCUGCUGUUAAGGUAUGAAGAGUUUGGUGGAGGUACUUUCAACAGGUGACAUGAAAAACAACAAAAUUAUCUUACAGUCAGUCCAGAAUUAAAGAUCACUCCAUUUGGGAAGCUUCGGGAAAAUGUAGCUUUCCUAAUUUAUCUAUAUUUUUUAUUUCACUUACAUUAUGUUUAGCCUUUCUUUCUUUACCCCUUUUAUUUUUUCUUUUAGUAUAAGAUGUGUUCAAAAAGGAGUUCUUUUAAAAUUAAAUUUCUCUACGAGGUUUUUCCAGACUUAAAUAAAGAUUACAGUCUUAGUUAACAAUAAUAACAACAAUAACGUUUAUUAUUUGUAUUGCGCCUUUUCUAUAAAAUAUUCAAAAGCGCAUCACAACAGUAAUUAAUAACUAAAAAUUUUACAAAUCUUUCUGUAAAAAUCAUAAAAAAAUAUUUAAAAGAUAAUUACAAAUAAAGGUAUAGAUAAACUAAGAUAACUGAAAUGAUUCUUUAAAUAAAAAUGUCUUAAUUAAAGUCUUAAAAGAUUCUAAGUUCGUUGCUUCGCGCGCGGACCUUGGCAGCUUAUUCCACAGAAAAGGAGCAGCUACCUGGAAAGCUCUGUCUCCCAAUGUUUUCUUUGUUUUCACACUUUGUCCUUCCAACAAACGACCAUUGUCGUUGCGCCUCAAAUGGUAGGACGAAGGCUGUUGAAUACUAAUUAAAUCUGAAAGGUACUUAGGUGAUAGGCCAUGCAAAAUUUUAAAAGUUAUCAAGAGUAUCUUAUAACGUAUCCUGGAGCGCACUGGUAACCAAUGUAACUCUGCGAGUAGAGGUGUUAUAUGACAGAACUUGUGCCCACGAUAUAUAAGUCUUGCACUCGCAUUCAUAACACGUUGCAAUUUCAUAGUCUGAUAUUCCGGGAUUCCAAGGCUAGGUUACAAUUAUUGCUACCCGGGACCAUCAUUACGAAAACAUUAAGUGAGAGGUCAUUUAUGGCGGUUGCUCCUAAACUUAGGAACAAGCUCGCAACUCAUAUUAAGAGCAGUAAAUAUUGUACUUAUUUCAGAGAAUAGCGGGUGAUAAUUCAGAUAUGCAACAGGCAUUUACUACUGCUUUGGGUUCAGCGAAUCCAUCAUACACAGAGAUGAAAGUCAAAGAGGCCAUCACUGCUCUUAAUACCAAGCGGAAACAACGAUUGAUGCUUCUUCUUGAUUACAUUGAGGAUCAAGGUUGGUAAGUUUAGGUUUAACUAUUAUAAUUUACAAAUGUCAGUUUCAUAAAAUGUGACAACAUGAGCAAAAGGUAUUUUCCUAAACAUAGCAUUUGAGUUUUCACUCUUAGCUAACACCUAUCGCAUAGGCCACACAAAGUACCAACAUAGAACCAUAUUCAACGAAACAACCAAAAGAGCCAUUGUUAGCUCUACCAAUGGAUCCCUUCCCUGAUCCAAUCGGCCACACAAUACAUGAACUUGUACCAAGACCUUAACUCCUACAAAGUGUAAAUACUCUUUUUUCUUUCUCUUACGUUUCAGGUUUUACUGAGGGCAGUGCAAUUGGAUCCUUGGAUCACGAAAUGAACAAUGCAGGAGCGAGUUACAUGAAUUCAGUUUAUUUGUUAAAGCAAGUUCUGCAAGAUGCAGGAAAAAAGGAGAAUUAUGUCGCGACUAUGAAGUGGUACAGUGACUUUGGAGAAGUAUAUCAAGAUCCAUUUGAGUACGCUGGAACAACUGCUGAUCGAAUGAGAACCAUUUCGAUUUUUCGGUAGGUUACACUUAAUACCAUAUUAACUUUUCCAUACCAUUCCACACCUCCACAUCUUACAAUUAAUCAGUAAAUAUUUUUUAAGACACCUGUAGCCUGUAGGGUUUUGUUGAGGGCUUUUCUCGGUACUUUUACACUCAACUUUAACAGUGUAGGCCAGCUAAUCCAAUCACUAAAGGGCUAUAAAAAUGGUGUAUUGUUUCACCAUGAAAUCAGCUCAGCUUCCGUAGUCACUGUGUACGGAAAUCUUUUUACCCAUUGGGUUUUCCUUCGCGAACGUCCAGUCCAUAUUUUUAAAUACUAAUACUAAUAACAACAACAAUAAUAAUCGAAACUUGAACAUUGGAAUAGGCUACACAGUACCUAAUUUUUAAACCUAAGUCCCCCUUUCAGUGUCCUGUGAACAUGUUGCAUUUAUCGUUACAUUCUGUUAUUUCGCAGUUUGUCUGCUGUUUUUAUGAUGCCUUCCUCUACAGCAGAAGAAAAACACGCGAAAAGCCGCGACAUGGAAGCGCUUGUUCAAUGGUACUCGAACGCUCUGUCAACUAAUGAAGGAUUAGCUGGUGUCCUAAAGCCUGAUUUCCUUGGGUUUCAUCACAAUGGCUACUACGCUUCUGCUUAUACACCACACGCCGUGCACAUGGUAGCCUGCGAGCAAGCUCUCCUAUUUGGGCGAGCGAAGCGAGCCUCGCGAGAACGCGCGAGCGAGGGGCCGAGGAAAGGAGAGCUUGCAACCAUCUCUCAUAAAUUUUCAUUUCCACCCCGGAAACCCCGGGACUCCACAAAGCGCGAAAAUUGCCACCGCAAACGUGCAGCAGAUUAGAAAAGUGACAACCGCCUGUCAAGUAAGUUUAGACAGCCGAGGGCACGUAGAAUAAUUUAUUUAUAAUUCGCUUUCGCAACAGCAAUAAAGCAAUGUUUUUAAUAUCACUGAUAUAUAUUUUUUUUUUCACGGGGACAUCGAACUUCAACGUGUCCGCUCGGAUAAGAACUCACUACUUUGAUUCUCGUUUCGUUUACUUUUGAAAGGUCGUCCAUACUGCAGCGUAGAAGACUACUCCCCAUCGCAAUCACCAACAAAAACAUCAUAUAUUUGUCCGUCUGGAACUGGAGAAUAGCGUUUUUCAGCACUUGGUUCUCUUAAGGUUUACUCCAGUUGCUUCCAACUCUUUCUCUUUUCCUUUUUACGAUCAAGCUACACAGCUACACUGUCAAGUACAUGUUUCUGAAUUUUUCUACCCAGUAGAAUUCAAUCGGGCGAAGAAACCGAUGUUGGAAGGCAGCGCUUUAAUCACUCUUCACUUUCACUCUCCCGGUUUUCAGAACUAAACAAGGCGCUUGACACAAAUGAAUACAACUGAUGAAGGGUUUUCAUUUUCCUUCCACAAGAACUACAAACUCGGUCCGACUUAUCCUCGGCACGCAAUAUUCUCUUUGCGAGAAUUACAACAAACGAGCCCGUCUGCAUUGAGCGCUGAAACAAGUUCUCGGUACCAAUCUGAUCCCCCUGAGAACCAAAUUUGACACAAAGACGAAGCGGGUGCCAGCUUGUCCUGUUAUCAAUCAACUUUGAUUUCCGGAACGUCAUUUUUCAGCCAAUGGUAUUUCCCUUCGUCAGGGCGAAGUACAAAUGAAAAUUUGUAAGGGAUGGUUGCAAGCUCUCCUUUCCUCUGCCCCUCGCGGCUUCGCCGCUCGCUCGCGCGUUCUCGCGAGACUCGUUUCACUCGCCCAAAUAGGAGAGCUUGCUCGCAGGCUAUGCACAUGGGAGCACUCAUCCAAUAUCUGCUCAGCGGGACCGCGUUUGCAUUGGGUGAGAAAACAUCACAAGUAGCAAUACUUCGACGAGGCUAAAAUGUUUGAUACCAAGUCAAUCAAGUACAAGUACUUUAAUAUUGAAUGGCCACUAUUUCGGAGUAUCAUGUACUAGGGUACUGUGACUGUUAAAAUCUAUCUUGCCAUACAAAGAAGUUUAGUUUUUAAUAUCUUAUGUUAUUCAAUAGUUAGGUAGGAAAUAACUGCCCUAAAACUCAGUAAUGCUUUAUUUCAGUUUAUUUAUUUAUUUAUUUAUUUAUUUUUGUUAUUUAAAGAUGCCGAGACAAUGCAAAACAUAAAGAAAGGACUGGAGAUCAUGAGGGUCGUUUCAGUCAAGUAUUCCUCACCGAACAGUGUUUCAGGCCGAUUUCCAAGAAUAACCCGUGCAAUUCUUUCCAAAAAUUUCCCUGGUUUUGCCUAUUACGCUGCGACUGCUCCAAAUCUCAACACGGAUGGAUCUCUAGGAGAAAUUGCUGCCAUUGACAGUGAAAACAUCAAGCCAUUUUUGCGACUAUUUGACACAGGUUACAAUGUUUUUUUUUCACUUCUUUUAGGCCUUGCUUUUUGUGCACAAUGAUCAAUUCAGUAAUCAGUUGUUUGGCUAACAGAAUCAGUUUGACUUUCAAUUCUGCAAAGAUGAAGCUGAAAAAUAGCAAACAUUGUUGAAGAUAAUAUAUGCUUUUUAAAUGUACCUCAUCUACUGCAGUCGAGAGAAUUGCUAGAGACUGAAGAAUGAGACUUUUGCAACAACACCGCAACUGAUUCCAAUUAUGCCCCUUUUAAACAGCGAUGUAAGGAAACAGCGACCCUUUUUGUUGCCUGGUAAGUGACAACAAGGAGGGGUGGGUGGGGGGAGAGCUUCUCCCCAUUGUUUGUCUCAUGUUUUACGCAUUUAACAUAAAGAUUAAAGGUAAAAAAGGACAGUUUGAUUAAAUAAUUAGUUAGCUUCUCGACUAACUGAAUUUAACAGUGAACAACUGAUAGUUGCAUCUUUUCACUGCAGGUGAAAGUAGUGUCAAUGACUACUUGGCGGACGGAACAAUUUUUACUUCAAUUUAUUACUUGAAUUCACUUGGCUCUAUAAACAUCAUGGAAGAUAUUAAAAGCAAAGCAAUGACAAUGAGUAUCGAAGCUGAAGCCUCCCCUAAGGGAUUAUGGGCUCUUAAUUACGCAGCUCUUGUAGUGUACAGGCGAUCUGAUUGGGCCGUCUCUGUCAAAGGAUUCAAUAACUAUGUUUGGGACUUUGAGGCAUCGGGCAACCAAAACGUGUAUGGAAUAUACCAGAGUCACGGAGCACUUCUGGUUGCAAACAGUGAGGCGGCCCUUCAAACUCACGAUACAGACAACGGCUGGGACUGGACACGACCCGGGCACCACCACUAUCAAAUUGCCGCUCGCGGAUUUGAUCAGAGGAAGUAA